Molecule: messenger RNA, 4835 nt
Organism: Girardinichthys multiradiatus
Lineage: Eukaryota; Metazoa; Chordata; Actinopteri; Cyprinodontiformes; Goodeidae
Product: cAMP-specific 3',5'-cyclic phosphodiesterase 4C-like
Biological process (GO): signal transduction
Cellular component (GO): perinuclear region of cytoplasm; nucleus; cytosol
Molecular function (GO): 3',5'-cyclic-AMP phosphodiesterase activity
Source: RefSeq, a predicted model, not a curated record
AGUAGAGCUCGGGAGGGAGGAGGGGAGCUGGUGAAGCCGCGGAUAUUCAUGAGAACAGAGAGUGUUUUUUUCCCCCCUUUCUCUCGCUUUGGUGAUACACUGCAAUGUCUGCAGACAGACACACAGAAGACAGAGCGAAGGAGACAAGUAAAAGCAGGACAAGGCCCAGCCCAUCUUACUAUUGAGCUUCAGGCGAUCAAGAACUGUUAUCGCUCUGUGCAUCUACGCUGACUCUGCUGUGAAGGUCCCGUUUUUACUGGGAGGGUGUGUUCCCUGUGACCCCCGGGACUCAAGUUUCAAGGAUGAAUACCAUCUGAUCAAAUCAGGAGUUUUAAAUUUGAUGUCCCAGAUGAGGCAGCAAUAUCCAGAAAGACUUGCCCAGCCGAGAUUGGAUCCUAGUGACUGGUCCUAUUGCGGAAAACCAACCUGAGAGUCAGAAGAGAUCUGCUGCAGAAUCGUUAAAAUUCUCGUGGAUUCUAGAUGGUUGAAAAAAGACUGAUUGGCAGGAUUAAUUUACCGUAGCCAUCAUGUGACCCACUCCACAAGCUGGAUAAAUGAGAAGAAUUUGUGGAGAUGAAGCCUUCAUCUGGGAUUUUUAUUAGGAUGUUCUGCAGGUUCAUCUUAUCAAGUGAAAUCCACAGAGGAUGACAAUUGUCCUUUGAUUGCUCUUCCUCUGUUUUUGGCAAGAAACCAGUUUUUUGUAUUUUGGAGCUUCUAAGGGGCAGAUAGAUGCCCCUUUACUGUUUUACAACAGAAGAACGGCUGAUUUCAUCCAUCUGAAGAGCGGGGUGUGGAGACAGUGCAGGCGCUGCUGUUAACUAGCUGAGUCAGCUCCAAAGCUCCAAUGGGGGCCGGCUUCGACCCGGUCUGACCCCAGUUUGAGCUUGCAGUGACCUCUGACCUCUCCGGUCCUGGCUCUCCAUCUGCUCUGCUGCCUGGGUUCCGGAACGCUCCGCCCUGGGGCCCAGAACGAGCCAAUCAGAAUGAAGAAGAGCCGCAGCGUGCUGUCGGUGACUGGAGAAGAGGGGAAUGACUUAGAGGUAACAGAUGCUGGAGAGAAGGCGGAGUCAUCUCGCUACAGCCGAUCCUACACGUCUGGGGCCACGCUGGGGGCCGAGCUGCGCAGAGGACGAACCAGAAGACUGUCUCCCAGUCUCCAGGUACCCUGCUGGCUCCGCCCUCGAGAUCGCACCAGAUCCCCCGAUAUCCUGAGCAAUAUGUCACGUCCCACAACGCUUCCUCUUCGCAUCCCUCCACGCAUCUCCAUCACACAAGCGGACAAUGACAGUUAUGAAGCAGAGAACGGCGUGUCUCCAGCUCACACCCCUGUGGGCUCCCAGAGUCCAAGCCGAACGUUGCACACAUCCUUGCCUCAGGGCCAGAGAAGAGAGUCCUUCCUCUACAGAUCCGACUCAGACUAUGACAUGUCCCCUAAGGCCCUGUCCCGUAAUUCCUCCCUUGCCAGCGAAGGGCACACAGCAGAAGACUUCAUUGUCACACCUUUUGCUCAAGUUCUGGCCAGUCUGCGAUCAGUACGAAGCAACUUCACCAUCCUUGCCAACGUUGCCACACCAACAGUCAAGAGGUCUCCUUUAGGUGGAAUGUGUGUCAACCCCAGGGCGACACUUUCGGAUCAGCAGUACCAGCAGCUCGCCCUGGACACGCUGGAGGAGCUGGACUGGUGCUUGGACCAGCUGGAGACUAUUCAGACGCACCGCUCUGUCAGUGAAAUGGCAUCCAAUAAGUUUAAAAGGAUGCUGAACAGAGAGCUCUCCCACCUGUCAGAGAUGAGUCGCUCCGGGAACCAGGUGUCUGAAUACAUCUCCAGCACCUUUAUGGACAAGCAGAAUGAAAUGGAAAUCCCGUCUCCGACGCUCAAAGACAAACCCAUGAUUCAUAUCAGUGGAGUGCGGAAACUGUCUCACAGCUCCAGCCUUUCCAGCGCCUCGAUGCCUCGCUUUGGGGUCAACACGGACCACGAGGACGAGCUUGCCAAGGAACUGGAGGAUCUGAACAAGUGGAGUUUUAACAUAUUCCGAGUAGCAGAGUUUUCCAACAACAGACCCCUCAGCUGCAUCAUGUAUGCCAUCUUUCAGGAGCGUGAGCUCUUGAAGACAUUUCGAAUCCCUGUUGACACUUUUGUCACUUAUGUGAUGACCCUGGAGGACCAUUACCAUGGAAACGUAGCAUACCACAACAGCCUCCAUGCUGCAGAUGUUGCCCAGUCCACACACGUGCUCCUCUCCACACCUGCUCUGGAUGCUGUCUUCACCGACCUGGAGAUCCUCGCUGCUCUGUUUGCUGCAGCUAUCCAUGAUGUAGACCAUCCCGGAGUUUCCAACCAGUUCCUCAUCAACACCAACUCAGAGUUGGCGCUGAUGUACAAUGACGAGUCGGUCCUGGAGAACCACCACCUGGCUGUGGGCUUCAAGCUCCUGCAUCAGGAGAACUGCGACAUUUUCCAGAACCUCACCAAGAGGCAGCGGCAGAGCCUACGGAAACUCGUCAUUGAUAUGGUGUUGGGCACAGACAUGUCCAAACACAUGACUCUGCUGGCUGACCUAAAGACCAUGGUGGAAACCAAGAAGGUGACGAGUUCAGGUGUUUUGCUGCUGGAUCACUACACAGAGAGGAUACAGGUGCUGAAGAACAUGGUCCACUGUGCAGACCUGAGCAACCCCACGAAACUGUUACCGUUAUACAGGCAGUGGACAGAGAGGAUCAUGGAGGAGUUCUUCCGACAGGGCGACAAAGAACGAGAGAGGGGGAUGGAGAUCAGCGCCAUGUGCGACAAACACACUGCCUCUGUGGAGAAGAGUCAGGUGGGCUUCAUUGACUACAUUGUCCACCCGCUGUGGGAGACGUGGGCUGACCUGGUGCACCCAGACGCCCAGGAGAUCCUGGACACCUUAGAGGAGAACAGGGAGUGGUACCUGAACACCAUGCCCCAGUCACCUUCACCUCCCCCUGAUAGACACCUCCAGCAUGACCGCUUCCAGUUUGAACUCACACUCGAAGAGCUGGAGCACAACAAUCACAACAACAUCUAUCGAAGGACCAGCGGCGGCAGCAGCAGGGGCAUCAGAAACAGCCUGAAAGCCCUAUGUGAUGACAGCAACGGGGACAGAACACAGGGCGAGCGGGAGGAAACAGGCGAGGAGGGUCAGAACCAAGCUGAAGUUGAAGAGGAUGACGAGGAGAACCACAACGGUGAACAGAAUGGAAUCCAGGAGGAGGAGGAGGAGGAGGAAGAAAACACUGGAGAAAAGCAAGGGGAGGAAGCUGAAGAGGAGCUAGAGGACGUUCUCGAGGAGCAAAGAAGGAGGGGGGGAGAAAUCAAUGGGGAACAAGAUGAAGAAAUAAAAGAAGAGGAUGAGAGAGAUGAAGAAAUUGAGGAAGAGGUAAACAAGGAUGAGGCUGAAGUUGAGAAAGCUGAGGAAGAGGAAAACCAAGGGGAGGAAGAGGGUGAAAACGAGGAUGCAGAAGUAGAGGAGGAGACAGAGGAGAAUUUAACGGAAGGAGAAGAAGGCAAAGAAGAAGAGGGCAACACAGAAGAAGAUAAAGAGGAUGAGACAGAAAUGGACAGUAAAGAUGAAGAGGCAGAACAGGAAGUAGCAGAGGAGAAUGCAGAGGAGGUAGCAGAACCUCAGGAAGGUGAAGAUGAUGAAUUACAAGAGGAACAGGAGAGUUAGCUAAACAGACAAAUUAUCAGGGUCAGUGAGGAAAACGGGUAAAGGAGGGAGGAUGAGGGUCCAGAGAGGCUCUUAAAGGCUGCAGAGUGGCUGUAAAAGAAGGAAAAAAGCUGAAACAUGUCCGUCUUUCCAGAUAAAUUGUUUCUAACUGCUUUACCAUCUGAAGGUCAGACUAUGCUCAUCUUCAGAGCAAUAUUUUGCACCAACAGCGAAGGGCUGGAGACAGGCAAACUCUGGAUUUUUCUGAACAGCCUAAUCGUUGCAGGAAGCGGAUCAUCCGGUAGUGACAGAAACUGGGGUCUUCUAACCCUGUGUCGGUGCGUCUAUCACUGCCGUUUGGGAUAAAUGGGGACAUAACUGUAACAAGACUGGGGGGACUGGUUUGAUCAACCGUUUUGUAGCUUCUGGUAACAAAGGAAAAAAAUAAAUGCUGAAAUUCGUACAUGCAAAUAAGUGUGUGCCUGUUUUCCGGUUGUUAUAGACUGUUACGCGUUGUCUGUUGGUCACCGUCUAAUGUCUUAUUGAUGAGGACCAUAACACACACACAUAGACCAUUAUAACUAAAGAGCAAAUUUUUAAAUAAAUCCAGAAAAGAGACUAAAAAAUGCGGUCAGGAUGGUGUAGUUUGCUGUCUUAUAUUUAAUACGAAACCCUUUUCAACCUGUGAGCGGUAUGUUUCAUACACUGUGGUUGGGAAACAGAGUAAGCUCCUCACAUCCUAACCCUGAAGCAACGAUGCUGGAUUUCUGAACCCAUUUCUAAAUGAAACACAGGCUGUUCUCGUCACAGUGAAAACCUACAAGGCUGAUUUAUUGUAUGUUGUCAAUGUUCAGUCGUGUGGAGAUUAAAAAAGAAAAUAAUCACACCAAGUGUUUAUGCCAUUGUAACAUUGUAACCUGAGUUGUGCCAAGCUGUCCCACAACCAGCACUGAGCAAUGCAGCCUCCAAACGGAGGACUACUCAUCACGAAGCAAUGAAUCUGUGGGACCAGGCCGGCAGGUGUGAUGGUCUUCCAUUCCAUUUUUGUUUUUUGUAAAAUAAUUGUAUUUGGCACUUUAUAAAAACACCCUUGUUGCAUAUAUGUACAUAAUAAUAACAUGUAAUUUAAUCUGCUGAUGUCAUAUAAUAAAUAUGAUCAAUUCA